AUGGCAUCUUUUGUUUUCGGUAUUGCCGCUACGGCAUUAUUUUCCUCGGCAUCUGCUGCCACGGUGCGUCGCUCAACGCCCUCCCUGGGCAAUGUCUGCACCAAGGAAUACGUAGCAGCUCACCUUCCCAAAGAUGGCUUCUACAACGGCCUCAGCUUCGACAGCUCUGCAGUAACGGCCAAUGCAGUCACGAAUGCUUCCGUUUCUGGAAAUGUCAUGUAUCCGGACGCCAACUUCGACUACUGCAACGUGACUCUAACCUUUUCGCAUGACGGUCGCGACGACGACACGGUCAAGUUGACCGCGUGGCUUCCGGCUCCCCGGGACUUCAAGAACCGCUACCUUGCUACCGGCGGUGGCGGCUACGCCAUCAUGGGGUCUCAAUCCCUUCCAGGCGGCGUCAUGUACGGUGCCGCUACAACGCUUACUGAUGGUGGCUUUGGCGCGGAUGCUUCCAAUGUCCUUCCUCAGUUCCUGGAUGCCAAUGGAACUCAAGACUGGACCAAGAUAUACGCCUUUGGGUACAAGGCAAUCCACGACCAAAUCCUCGUCGGCAAGGCAUUCGCCAAACUGUUCUACAACAUGACUGCCGAUGACAAGCUCUACUCAUACUAUCAGGGCUGCUCUGAGGGUGGUCGCGAGGGCUGGAGCCAGGUCCAGCGCUUUACGGAUCUUGACGGUGCCGUUAUCGGCGCUCCCGCAUUCCGCUUCGCUUUCCAGCAAGUGCAGCACCUAUACGCAGGCGUCGUCGAGCAAACAAUGGGCUACUAUCCACCUCCUUGUGAGCUCCUUGCCAUCAUGAAUGCCACCAUCAAGGCCUGUGACGCGCUCGAUGGCCGAGAAGAUGGCGUCGUUUCCCGCAAUGACCUGUGCAACUUCCAUUUCGACAUCGAUUCCACCCUGGGCACGUCGUACUCGUGCGCCGCAACUUCCAGUACCCCCGCUCAAUCUGGCAAGGUGUCGGCCAAGGCCAUCAAAGUGGCCAAAAAGAUCCUCGAAGGCCUUCACACCAGUGACGGGAAGCGCGCUUAUUUCACAUACACUCAGUCUAGCACCUGGACUGAUGCCCAGACGACCUGGAACAAAGCUACCCAAUCCUGGACCAUGACGCCGACUGGGCUGGGUGGAACUUUUGUCGAGACAUUGCUCAAACUUUUGAAAGUCUCUAGUUACAACAUGCCCAACUUGGACGGCGUCACCUAUGACACCCUGCGAGACUGGAUCUGGGAUGGCUGGAAUCAGUAUAAUGAUGUACUCAUGACCAACUGGCCUGACCUAAGCCGCUACCGCGACUCUGGAGCUAAAAUCUUGCAUUACCAUGGAGAAUCCGACUUUAGCAUUCCCACGGCCUCUUCGGUCCGGUAUUGGGAGUCUGUCCGGUCCGUUCUCUACCCAAACCUGAGCUACAAGGAGGGUGCCGCAGCCAUGGAUGAAUUUUACCGCCUCUUCUUAGUCCCGGGAGGCUCGCACUGUUCGACCAACGCCUACGAGCCCAAUGGACCGUGGCCACAGACUAACUUGGCUGUCAUGAUUGACUGGGUUGAGAGGGGUGUGGAUCCCAAGACGCUGAAUGCUACUGUGCUGCAGGGCAAGGAUAAGGGAACCAAUCAGCAGAUUUGUGGAUGGCCUCUUCGGCCUUUGUGGACCAACGGAGGGAAGAAGAUGAACUGUGUCUAUGACCAGAAGUCUAUCGAUAACUGGCACUACGAUCUGGAUGCCUUCCCUAUGCCUGUUUACUAA
Molecule: messenger RNA, 1740 nt
Organism: Ilyonectria robusta
Lineage: Eukaryota; Fungi; Ascomycota; Sordariomycetes; Hypocreales; Nectriaceae
Product: Tannase/feruloyl esterase
Exons: 1
Coding region: 1-1740 (579 amino acids)
Source: RefSeq, a predicted model, not a curated record